Molecule: messenger RNA, 129 nt
Organism: Sclerotinia sclerotiorum 1980 UF-70
Lineage: Eukaryota; Fungi; Ascomycota; Leotiomycetes; Helotiales; Sclerotiniaceae
Exons: 2
Coding region: 1-129 (42 amino acids)
Source: RefSeq, a predicted model, not a curated record
AUGGCUAGAGUAUUUUGCAUCAGUGGGCGGAAUAUUCCAGUCACAGCUGGUGGUGAGCCUGGGACUUUGAAGUUCAAGGGGAAAAUUGACAGUGGAUUUCGUUCCCGAAAUGCGCUUGGAGCUCUCUAG